ACUUCAUCUUACCAAAAUCAACCCAACUCUCACGUCUUAAACUCCUAAAAUCAAAGUCUAGAAAAAGAUCAAAAAAUUACAUUUCGCAAAUGGCCAAUAAUGGAGAAAAUCAGCAAAACCAAGCUGGUAGGCACCAGGAAGUCGGCCACAAGAGCCUUUUGCAGAGUGAUGCUCUUUACCAGUAUAUACUUGAGACUAGUGUUUACCCAAGAGAGCCUGAAUCAAUGAAGGAGCUCAGGGAAUUGACAGCAAAGCAUCCAUGGAACAUCAUGACCACCUCAGCCGAUGAAGGUCAAUUCUUGAACAUGCUUCUCAAGCUCAUCAACGCCAAGAACACAAUGGAGAUCGGUGUCUACACUGGUUACUCUCUCCUCGCCACGGCACUUGCUCUUCCAGAAGAUGGAAAGAUUCUGGCUAUGGAUAUUAACAGAGAGAACUACGAACUGGGUCUUCCAGUAAUUCAAAAAGCCGGUGUUGCCCACAAGAUUGAUUUCAGAGAAGGCCCUGCUCUUCCAGUCCUUGACCAAAUGAUCCAAGACGGGAAAUACCAUGGCUCAUUCGACUUCAUCUUCGUGGAUGCAGACAAAGACAACUAUCUGAACUACCACAAGAGACUGAUCGAGUUGGUGAAAGUAGGAGGAGUUAUCGGCUACGACAACACUCUGUGGAACGGCUCCGUGGUUGCUCCUCCUGAUGCUCCAUUGAGGAAGUACGUCAGGUACUACAGGGACUUCGUUCUUGAGCUCAACAAGGCUCUCGCUGCCGAUCCCAGAAUCGAGAUCUGCAUGCUUCCCGUCGGUGAUGGAAUCACCAUUUGCCGUCGGCUCAACUGAGAUCGACUUUUUCCGCCCAUCCAUCACCACUUGGUGGCUGCAAAGAUGAACUUGUUUUUUAUUUUUUAUUUUUCUUUCUCUAUUUUUAAUUUUAAACCCAAGAUCGAUCCUUUUGUGUGUAUUUGGGAUCGGUAUAAUUAAUAUCUUGCUAUGAUAUACCUGAUAAUGCCGUUUAUACUCUGUUUUAUUAAUAAUCUUAAUCAACUUAAACAAAAUCCUCUUUUUUAUUAUUAUUA
Molecule: messenger RNA, 1069 nt
Organism: Ziziphus jujuba (common jujube)
Lineage: Eukaryota; Viridiplantae; Streptophyta; Magnoliopsida; Rosales; Rhamnaceae
Product: caffeoyl-CoA O-methyltransferase
Exons: 5
Coding region: 90-833 (247 amino acids)
Molecular function (GO): O-methyltransferase activity; S-adenosylmethionine-dependent methyltransferase activity
Source: RefSeq, a predicted model, not a curated record